AUGUCAUCGUUGGUGUUGUCACAUUGGUGUCAUCGUUGGUGUUGUUAUGUCAUUGUUGGUGUCAUGUUGUCAGUAGUUAAAGCAUCUUGGUGGAUUCUUGAUGAACAAGCUUUUGGUAGUUUGUUUUUUACAGGUUUUGUUGCUGGUCUUAUCAUUGUUGUAGUUGCUUAG
Dentiscutata erythropus is the source of this 171-nucleotide messenger RNA. The record is from the annotation of a GenBank genome assembly. Lineage: Eukaryota; Fungi; Glomeromycota; Glomeromycetes; Diversisporales; Gigasporaceae.